Messenger RNA from Rotaria sp. Silwood1, 435 nucleotides. NCBI's taxonomy places the organism in Eukaryota, Metazoa, Rotifera, Eurotatoria, Philodinida, Philodinidae. The record is from the annotation of a GenBank genome assembly.
AUGACAAAUAAUCGAAUAAUUCAAAUUUGGUGUUGGUGGUUACUAGUACUUAUGCAAAGUAUUUAUUCAAAUAGCUUACAAGCUCAAUUUAUGUCUUUCUGUAAUCAACCGCUCACGCUCUCAUCAUCAUUAUCAAUCACGUAUAAACCUUUAUCAUAUUCAACAUGCUGUAAUAUAACAGUAGUUAAAUCACGAUCAUUGUCAGAUUCAUCUGAAUACAUAACAAUAAAUAUUCUUGACAUGUCACAAAUGCAUCCAUCAUUAAAAAUUUAUAAUAAACAAACAGAACUGAUAAAAUUUUAUAAUUACUUAUCAUCGAAUCGAACUUAUCUUAAAUCAGAUAUAGUAAAUUUACCAAUUAUAUUUAGUUUAUGUCAAUUUGAUAUUCAACCAUUUCAAAUAUUAAUAACAAAUAUAUCAAAAGGCAUUCAAUGA